CCAAACAUUUCAUCCGAUUGCGGCGUGAAGUGACGAAGCUUUAUCGUGCUACUUGUGAAAAUGUUCCGUAACCAGUACGACAGUGAUGUGACCGUGUGGAGUCCGCAGGGUCGUUUGCAUCAAGUGGAAUACGCGAUGGAAGCGGUUAAGCUUGGAUCUGCCACCGUGGGAUUGAAAAAUAAGGACUACGCAGUGUUGAUCGCUCUGAAACGCGCCUCUUCCGAAUUGUCCUCGUACCAGAAAAAAAUCAUUUCUGUAGAUGAUCAUCUAGGGCUGUCGUUUGCCGGUAUUACGGCCGACGCUAGGAUCCUAAGUCGCUAUUUGCGGCAAGAGUGUCUUAACUAUAAGUAUGCUUACGACGCGUACUAUCCGGUGGGCCGAUUAAUCAGCACACUUGGAAAUAAGAUGCAAGUGUGCACACAGCGUUAUGACCGACGCCCAUACGGUGUGGGGUUGUUGGUGAUUGGCUACGAUGAUCAAGGUCCACAUAUUUACCAAACUUGCCCCAGCGCCAAUUUUUUCGACUGUAAAGCAAUGUCGAUUGGGUCACGCUCGCAGAGUGCACGAACCUAUCUGGAAAAGCAUCUGAAUACGUUCGCCGACUACACGAAGGACGAACUAAUUCGCCAUGGGGUGCAAGCUCUCCAAGAUACCUUGCCCAACGAAGUGGAAUUAAACAACAAGAACAUUUCCAUUGCGAUCGUGGGCAAGGAUGAAAACUUCAACAUACUGACCGAGCAAGAUAACGACAAAUAUUUGAGCAACAUUGUUCGGCGGGGUGGUGGUGCUGCGGAGGCAGCCGCUGGCGACCAGCCCCCGAGAGAUGAUGGAGACGAUCAGCCCCCAAACGUACCAGCGGAUCCGAUCCCGGUCGUUGCGAUGGAGACGUAAUUGACAUAAUGAAUCCGUGCGAUUUUGAGCAGCAGAGAGAGCCAUCUAUACAUCUUAGAAUCAUUGGAUCGACUUCAAUGCUGCUUUCCUCUAGCGUCCUUGGGAUAAUGGGUGGGAGUUUGAGAGGAUAUCGGGCAGAACUCUCACCCUAAAACUUUUCAAACUCUCACCCUGAAAACGGUUAAAAGAAAAUUUUGUAUUCAUCAAAUGACAUUUAAUUGUCUUUUCUUUGCCUUCAAAUUUGAAUAAAACGGAAGUUAAUUGCUGUCUUAAUCAUUGA
Messenger RNA from Anopheles bellator, 1171 nucleotides. Its product is annotated as proteasome subunit alpha type-1-like. NCBI's taxonomy places the organism in Eukaryota, Metazoa, Arthropoda, Insecta, Diptera, Culicidae. The coding region runs from base 61 to 891 and encodes 276 amino acids. The transcript has 2 exons. Gene Ontology annotation, biological process: ubiquitin-dependent protein catabolic process. The record is from RefSeq and is a predicted model, not a curated record. Gene Ontology annotation, cellular component: proteasome core complex, alpha-subunit complex; proteasome core complex; nucleus.